CAUGACGUCAUGCCAUAUUAUUGACGACAAUAUGGAUACGCUUUGAUGGAACCACAUUCAAAAGGAAGUCCGGGAUCCUGCUGAAGUGGCCAACCAACAUAAAUAUGAUGAUGAUGUGACCACAAGUAUUCGCUAAACAUGUCUCUCCCGUCACCACAAACGAAAGAGAAGCGCAAUUCUCUUCCCGGAGCCCCAAAAUCGAAAUGGUCAACUGCUAUUACUGGGGUGAGGCGCAUGUCUGAACGUCGCCAGAGCACAUUUAAAAAUGUUCUUGUGGAGAUCGACCCGUUCAUGGAACGUUUCACCAUGGCUGGUCGUAUGCCCGGAGAAGAAAAGACAAGCCCGUGGCAUGUACCAUCAUCUUCACAAAAAAGUUUUGGUCGGAGUUGGUGAUCGACCCCUCCAGCAGCUUCUACUACUACUGGUCCAUGUUCCUGACAGUGGCUGUAUACUACAACAUCAUCGUCAUCAUUCUGCGGGCAGUCUUCACCGAACUGAGGGAGAGCACAUACAUGCCAUAUUGGUUUGCAUUCGACUACUUUUUUGACCUUACCUACAUCCUGGACAGUGCCGUCAAGAGCAGACUAGGUUUCCUGGAACAAGGUAUUCUCGUGACAGACGUGAAGAGAUUGACGCGGUGCUAUGUAAAAUCAUGGAAGCUUCUCGUGGACUUGCUAUCGAUAACACCUCUCGACUUAUUUUACUUUCUGGUUGGAUUUAAUCCGCUUCUCAGGUUGAAUCGUAUUCUUAAAGUUUGGCGCGUAAACGAAUUCUAUUCUGAUUCAGAAACGAAGACUAGUUCACCAAUUGGCUUCCGUCUCUUCUUUCUUAUUGUAAAUAUCAUGGCCGUUAUACACUGGAAUGCGUGUAUAUACUUCGCUAUCAGCAAGUCCCUUGGAUUCAGCACGGAUGGCUGGGUGUAUGAUGACACCACAGAAUAUAAAAAACAAUUGACUAUAAAGUAUUUGUACAGCUUUUACUGGUCAAUGUUAACUCUGACUGCAAUAGGCGACACGCCUCCUCCCGAAAAAAUAGAGUCAGUAUUGUAUUGUAUUUGUGACACUCUUAUAGGUGUCCUCAUCUUUGCUACAAUCUUUGGUAACAUUGGAUCAAUGAUCAACCAGAUGAAUGCUUCUAGAACUGAGUUUCAGCAUGAUGUUGAUGCUGUCAAAAGGUACAUGGAAAUCCGCAAAGUUGGGUCUGACAUUCAGGACCGCGUUGUACAGUGGUUUGCUUACACAUGGAACAAUAAGCAAUCUAUUGAUGAUAGACAGGCUCUGUCCAUCCUGCCAGAAAAGUUGAGGGCAGAGAUUGCAAUUCAUGUCCACCUUCAUACCCUAAAACGAGUUGCAAUCUUUCAAGACUGUGAGCCAGGCCUUCUAGUCGAGCUUGUCCUCAAGCUCAGGUUGCAAGUGUUCAGUCCUGGAGACUACAUCUGUAAAAAAGGUGAUAUAGGCAAAGAGAUGUACAUUAUCAAGAGGGGCAAACUGGAAGUUGUUUCUGAAGAUGGUAAGAAGGUGUUUGUAACUUUGUCUGAUGGAGCUGUGUUUGGGGAGGUGAGUAUUCUUAAUAUCUCAGGCAACAAAACCGGGAAUCGUAGAACAGCCAGUGUUAGAAGUGUUGGCUAUUCAGAUUUGUUCUGUCUGUCAAAGGAUGACUUGUGGGACGCACUGAAAGAGUAUCCUGAAGCCAAAAAGAUAUUGAUGGAAAGAGGUCAGCAAAUUUUGAGAAAGGAUAACCUGCUAGACGAGGAUGCUGCGCGAAGAGAGGAACUGCGGUCAAUGUCUAUGGACAAUCGAAUAUCACUGAUAACUGUAGAGAUUGAUAAGAUAAGCAAGGACAUCGGAACUCUAACAGGACAGUUAUGCGAGCUUCAAAAGACGUUAACCUCUGAAUGUAAAGAGUCAGCUCAUACGGAGGUUGAUUCCUCAGCCACAGAUAAUGUGGUGAAAAUUGACCCAGUGAAGACCGAAAUCAGUCAAAAGGAAGAAGCAGUUAUUUCAAAACAGUCGACCACCAAGACCACACGCGAUGCCAGUGCUGUGUCAGUAAAAACAUCACAGGCUACUGUGGAGCAAACACAGGACAAAGUGAAUAUACCCGGAACGCCUGAUAAACCCCACAACGAAGCCGAUUAGAUCUUAUGCCAGUUGUGACAAUGGGUAUGAGACGUGUGACGGUAAUCAACCGGUACAUGUGCUUGGAAAGGAAUUCAAAUGAUAUGUGCAAAAUGCUACAUGUGAUCACGAUAGUAAACUUUCAAGACUUGAUAUCCUACAAUUGUGAAGUCUGUUGCAGACUGAAAUUUAUUUUAAACAGUGCACUUCACGUUUCGAAUAAGCACAACAGAAUCCAAAUAACCAGGGCCUAGAUUUUCGAAGCUCUCUUAGCACUAAGAUAGUCGUAAGUUAAUGUUAAUGUAUGGCACUUACGACUAUCUUAGCGCUAAGAGAGCUUCGAAAAUCUAGGCCCUGGACUUGUUUUGGUCCAGAGGGUGUUUAGACAGCAAACCGUUGUUUAGUUAGUUGUAGUAAUAGCUUCAGGUCGCCGAGGUUUGGGAUAACAGAGGCUGGCCAAGUCAUGUUUUACUAUCUAUAUACUCGUAUUUUGCUCGCGUCUGUGUAUGUGUAAGAAUAGGCAUAGGUAGUUUAAAAAUCGUUACUGUUUCCACAAAACAGUCAGGUUGCAGACAUUUAUCCUUGUUUGAUAUAUUUGAUGCAUUGCAUUGAUGAUAAAACUGAAACUGUCACGCAUAAUCAGUUGUGUGGUCCGACUCUGUGCCACCGAUUUCUCACGAAUGCAACCAGGCUGAGUGUACAGCGUUUCUCUGUGUGUUGAGACGCUCUCUGGCACAGUCGAAGCAUGCCCAUAUAUGGGGAUGCUCCGCUUGCAGGAUCUCUGAAGGUGUAUCCCUGAUGCGUAGACUCUCUUUAUAUUUAGAUAUAUUUAUGUCUGUAACGACGCCGUUUGAAUGUGAGUACAACGGACAUAUUAGAGUAUU
Haliotis rubra (blacklip abalone) is the source of this 3001-nucleotide messenger RNA. RefSeq names its product cyclic nucleotide-gated cation channel alpha-3-like. Gene Ontology annotation, biological process: monoatomic cation transmembrane transport. The transcript is spliced from 4 exons. Lineage: Eukaryota; Metazoa; Mollusca; Gastropoda; Lepetellida; Haliotidae. The coding region runs from base 429 to 2138 and encodes 569 amino acids. The record is from RefSeq and is a predicted model, not a curated record. Gene Ontology annotation, cellular component: intracellular cyclic nucleotide activated cation channel complex; plasma membrane. Gene Ontology annotation, molecular function: protein-containing complex binding; cGMP binding; intracellularly cAMP-activated cation channel activity.